UUUCUGUCAUUCCUGUCAUUGUCAUUUGCAAGUCACAAAAUUAAGUAAAGAAGUAAUAACAAUGGAUGCAGUACAACCUGAAGAAAAGAAGAGAAUUCUAAUUAUCUACGACGAAAUCUACGAUGAGCCCCCAAUCAGCGAAUCCCUUGAGUUGAAGCAAAUAUCAGAUCUCAAAGCGCACGAAAACGAAACAGUAUUGCUUCGUAUACCAGAAGAAAAACUCACCGACUCUGUCCUAAAGCGAGUUUUCUCAACAAGCAAACUCGGAGGUAAAGUCGUUGCCACUUGUAUCGAAAAAGGUGUGGAUGAUGUUGUAUUUAAUCUAAAACUGGCGGGUUUUGUUAAUGUGGAAGUGAAGACAACAAUAACGGGCACACAUGUGUCUGGUUUUAAACCAACAUAUGAGACUGGAAGUUGCGCUGGACUACAGAAACGCAAACAUGGAAACUGGAUAAAACUUAAUGUGACCGAUAAGGAAGAGCCUGAUGAGAUGCUUGAUCCAGAUGAUUUGCUUGAUGAGGAAGAUUUUAAGAAGCCUGAAGCAGCGGCACUGCAGUGUGGCACCACUGAGAAGCGUAAAGCUUGCAAGAAUUGCACUUGUGGGCUUGCGGAAGAGGUGACAAAGGCAGUGGAGAAAUUACCCCAUGUGACACAGUCAUCAUGUGGCAAUUGUUAUCUGGGGGAUGCAUUUCGGUGCGCUAGUUGUCCUUACAUGGGGUUGCCAGCUUUUAAGGCUGGCGAAAGAAUUCAGUUGGUUGGUAAUCUACUAGAGGCAGAUAUUUAGAUAAGUUGGGUACUUGUUUAUUAAAUUUGUAUUGAUAUGGA
Messenger RNA from Zophobas morio, 825 nucleotides. Its product is annotated as anamorsin homolog. Gene Ontology annotation, cellular component: cytoplasm. Bases 62 to 784 code for a protein of 240 amino acids. The record is from RefSeq and is a predicted model, not a curated record. Lineage: Eukaryota; Metazoa; Arthropoda; Insecta; Coleoptera; Tenebrionidae. The transcript has 4 exons. Gene Ontology annotation, molecular function: iron-sulfur cluster binding. Gene Ontology annotation, biological process: iron-sulfur cluster assembly.